Phyllotreta striolata is the source of this 1310-nucleotide messenger RNA. Lineage: Eukaryota; Metazoa; Arthropoda; Insecta; Coleoptera; Chrysomelidae. The record is from the annotation of a GenBank genome assembly.
UAAAAACAAGUAGGGACCUAUUUAAGACGAUGCAAAUGAAUAUUUAUUUUUAUUAAUACCCGUCCAGAGGAACAUUAGCUGAACAAAGAUGAGCGUGUUUGUAGGGUUUGUCGUUUGGUGUUUAGCACUGCACGUAGCGCUGUCUCAAAAGGGUGACUCGAAUUUGAAUUUUAUAAAAUCGGUAUCCUCCAACAGGUAUCCAGUGGAAAGCCACGAAGUCCACACCGAGGACGGAUACAUUUUGACCAUAUUCAGAUUACCAAGCGGGAGAAACUCCACAGUGACGGGAACGAAUCCUGUUCUACUCAAUCACGGCAUGUUAGGAUCAGCGGAGAACUGGAUAGCAUUAGGGCCCAAGCGAUCGUUGGGGUACAUCCUGGCAGACGCCGGUUACGACGUCUGGAUGAUGAAUUGCCGAGGCACCGGCUACUCCAGGAAGCACGAGAAAUUAAACCCCGAUGAGAGGGAGUUUUGGCAAUUUAGCUGGCACGAAAUUGGUGUAUUCGACAUACCAGCAGUAAUUGAUCACAUUCUGAGCCAAACCAAUGAAACAAUGCUCAACUACAUAGGCCACUCGCAAGGUUGCACUUCCGUGUUCGUGAUGGGAUCAGAUAGACCGGAGUACAACGAUAAAAUCCGGAUCAUGAUCGGCCUGGCACCCGGAGUAUUCUAUAGACAUUUCAAGAAUGAUAUAUUGAAGCUUGCGGCUAAUUACAACAAAGUGCUAGAGAAUUUUGCGGAUUCUAUGAGAAUUUACGAAUUGCCACCGCCCUUUAUGUCUGCAGAUGAGCUUAGGAAUGCUGUGAAAUAUCUUUGCGUCGAUUCAUCGCUGUUGCAGAAUACGUGCUCAAAAGUAUUCAUGCUGCUCACCGAGUCGAAGCCAUACCUCUAUGAUUCGAAUUCACUGAAACAAAUUUACUCAAUGAUGAUAACUUCAGUAUCUGUGAAACAAGCGAUUCAUUAUGCACAACUUGUAACUUCUGGUAAUUUCCAGCAGUAUGACUGGGGUCCCCAAAAGAAUCUUCAAAAAUACGGCACGGAAUAUCCACCUCUAUACAAUUUGAACAAUAUUACUUUUCCCGCUGCGCUUUUUUACAGUAAGAGGGAUACAUUGGUGAGCGAAGAAAACGUGAAACUAUUGGCGACAAAAUUGCCGAAUUUGGUAGGUAUACAGAACGUUCCUGAAGAUUUUACGCAUUAUGAUUUUAUUCUUGCUAAAUAUUCAGACACAAAAAUAUUCAGGCCAAUUAUGAGAUUAUUAAAUAGAUUUAAUAAUAAACGAAUGUCUUAACUAUUAUAGGUAUUUCGUU